AAAGCUGCUUGCGCGAGCAUCACCGGACCUUUCUUGGCCUAUCUACCGCCUCUUGGACCAUAGAACGACCAAACAUCUUUAGGACAACCAUGAACGAAUACCUCAACAUUUGUGUGUCGGAGGAUAUUCUUGACGUUCAGGCUUUGCAAACUGACGGUGCUUACAAGAAAUACCCACUGCUAAAACAAUUCGUCGGCCACGAAGCUGAAAUCUCACAACCUCAAUACAUUUCUGAUGGGGAAGAAGGGGUUGUGUUCUCUUUCCGGCAUGAGAACAUGGAUCUGUGUUUAAAAUUAUUCAAAACCUGGGAAUUUCCCAAAGCACUACUUCCCGUCCAACCAACAAAUGCAAAACUCCUUGGUCCCUUUAGACGGGAAUGCCGUGCCUUUGCUCGCCUGUGUGAUCUAGGUCUGAAUGGGACUUGGGCAGUGCGGUGUCAUGGUUGGAUAUAUCUAACUGACGACCAGCUUGCAUGUCUCAGCACAGCAUGUAAGCAUUUGAGACUAGUCCCUGGAUCGAAUGUCUCGCGAUGGGCUAUUGUGAAGGAUUUUGUUCCUUCCCCUCCGAGAAAGACAGACCUCCCAGAAAUCCGCGCCAAAUUCGAGAUCGCAAAACAGGCACUGAUUCUGCCGGGUGAUGUUGAAGCAAGAAAUUAUAGAGCUUCCUUUUUUGUUGAUUUGGGGUCCACUAGCACGUACCCACUCCCGAAACCUUGGUGGUCAAAAUUCGAAUUCGAACGUUUCUUCUGGCUUUGCCCACCUAAGGUUGGGGAGCGUUGGUCGAUCGAGCCUUAGGCAGCACCGUGCAUAUUCUUUUCAUGGAUUCACAGGGUGAAAGGGAGGUCUGGGACGGAGAGACACUCAGACACAUCAUCAGCCGGAGUCUAGUACCCGUGGUCUCACAGUGUCUGGCAAAAGGAUGGAACAUUCUGUGCCCUUUGCUGCAC
Molecule: messenger RNA, 946 nt
Organism: Aspergillus aculeatinus CBS 121060
Lineage: Eukaryota; Fungi; Ascomycota; Eurotiomycetes; Eurotiales; Aspergillaceae
Exons: 2
Coding region: 90-794 (234 amino acids)
Source: RefSeq, a predicted model, not a curated record